Cyprinus carpio (common carp) is the source of this 1325-nucleotide messenger RNA. Its product is annotated as zinc finger CCHC domain-containing protein 17-like. NCBI's taxonomy places the organism in Eukaryota, Metazoa, Chordata, Actinopteri, Cypriniformes, Cyprinidae. Gene Ontology annotation, biological process: RNA stabilization. Gene Ontology annotation, molecular function: zinc ion binding; RNA binding. The record is from RefSeq and is a predicted model, not a curated record.
ACUGCUCUAAAUGUAUUAUGAGGUGUUUUGUUGCGUCUUAAAUAGUAACGCGGCUCUCAGUAUUUACAUGUUACCUUUUUUUUUUAUUGGAUAAUGAUUUUGUCAUUAAAACUGCGAUAAUUUAGCACGUGCUUAUUCCAGACUUCUUAUAGAUUGUUUUCAAAUUACAGUAAACUGUCCUAGAACUGAUCCCAUCGGGUGUGAUGGCAGAGGAGCAGGUGAGAGAGCCAGCUGGUCUGGAUGGACUGCCACCAAUGUACAGCAUUCUGAAGGGAGAGGUAGUUUCUGUUACAACAUAUGGUGCUUUUGUUAAGAUUCCAGGAUACAAAAAACAAGGUCUGGUUCAUAAGAGUGAGAUGUCGUCCUGUCGGGUGGAUAACCCGGCUGAAAUUGUUGAUGUAGGGGAACAAGUGUGGAUAAAAGUCAUUGGCAGAGAGAUGAAAGAUGAUAAAGUAAAACUGUCAUUCUCUAUGAAAUCUGUCAAUCAAGGCACUGGGCGGGACCUAGACCCCAACAAUGUUGUAGCAGAACAGGACGAACGUCGCCGGAGACAGUUUAGAGAUCAUACUGAGCAGAAGAUCACGCUGGAGGCUGUGCUCAACACCACAUGCAAAAAGUGUGGCUGCAGAGGUCACUUUGCAAAGGACUGCUUCUCCCAGGCUGGACUGCAGUACAGUUUAGUGCCAGAAGAAGAGGAGGAGCAGCCGCCACAGACCAGUCAGCAAACCCAAUCAGAGCCCCAGAAACGUAAAAAGGAAAAGAAGGCAAAGAAAGAAAAGAAGAAAAAGAAAGAGAAGAAAAGAGACAGCUCUUCAUCAGAUAGCAGCGAUGAAGAUGCCAAACGGCCACGGCAUUCACACACACAUUCAGAAAAGAAGAAAAAACACAAGAAACACAAACAUAAGUCAAAGUGAUUCUUUUGGUUUGCAAAACAGUUGCGAUAUGCAAGUACAAGCUUGUGCAAGAACGUAUUUUUUUUUUUUUUUUUUGCAUGUAUAACACGAUUAAAUGUAUCUGAUCGAUUUUGGAAUGUAUUUUUUUGUUAAUAUUAAAAGUUUGACCAUUAAAAGUGACUGGAUUCAUGUGUGAAGGUUAAAAGGUUCACUGCACAACCUCUGAAUGGCCUUUCACCCAGAAACACACAGAGACCACGCCCAGGCGCUUGAUUUAGAACACAUGCACGUCACCCGGCAGACACUGGAACAUGCUUAAAUUAGAAGGACCUCACAGAAAUAUGAGUGUGUAACACUGUUAACAAGCAAACACAUGGCACAGCACUGGAGUACUAGUUUGAAAUAUUGACACAAUAAAUUGCACAAGGUCAA